Messenger RNA from Nylanderia fulva, 1290 nucleotides. It is a transcript of the gene Cyt-b5, whose product is annotated as Cytochrome b5. Lineage: Eukaryota; Metazoa; Arthropoda; Insecta; Hymenoptera; Formicidae. The record is from RefSeq and is a predicted model, not a curated record. Gene Ontology annotation, molecular function: heme binding. Gene Ontology annotation, cellular component: intracellular membrane-bounded organelle; membrane.
GAAAUCGUGCCGAAGAGCACAAAUAUAAUAAACCGAUGAUAGUACGAAAUUAUCAGUGUCGAUCAAAAACGCAGACCGAAAGGUCACCUGAGUCUAUCCGAGUUCGCGGAACACGCAAUAAUCAACGCAUUGUUGCUUAUAUCUUAUUACAACGAAUGUGCAUGUCUACUUGAAAGUCGUACAGAAAGGAGUACGGAAUUGCGGAAAGAUUGACGGAAUGGCAACUAAGGACGUAAAUAAGGAUGUUGAGGACUAUAUCGUCCCUUCGGGAAGCAAGCUGUUUACGAAGGCACAAGUAGCUAAGCAUAACGAUCCCAAGGAUACGUGGAUCAUCAUUCAUAAUAAUGUUUACGAUGUUACGUCCUUCCUCGAUGAGCAUCCUGGGGGCGAGGAGAUACUCGUGGAACAAGGUGGGAACGAUGCCAGUGAGCUAUUUGAAGAUAUCGAGCACUCUAUUGAUGCAAGAAAACUUAUGAAUUCGUUUAAAAUUGGAGAAUUGAUAGAAGAAGAAAAGAGGUAUCAAAAUGUUGAAGAAAUAGAGAGCGAUUGCUCCAGUCAGUUCAAUGAAGCUUCUAAGGAAGAGAAAUCUAAUAAUCGUAUAGAAAAGAGCACGGAAUCGUGGAAAGGUGCUGAGUCAGUCGUCGCAAAUCGUCAUUCGGAGAAGAGUCGUAAAUCUUUCUGGGGAGGACGACUUUGGAAGGAACAUCCAGCGAUUCACGAAAUGGCAACUAAGGACGUGAAGGAUGUUAAGGACGAUACCGCCUCAUCGGGAAGCAAGCUAUUUACGCGGGCAGAAGUAGCCAAACAUGCCGAUCCCAAGGAUACGUGGAUCAUCAUUCAUAAUAAUGUUUACAAUGUUACUUCCUUCCUCAACGAGCAUCCUGGAGGCGAGGAGGUACUCUUGGAACAAGGUGGGAACGAUGCCACUGAGCCGUUUGAAGAUAUCGGGCACUCCACUGAUGCAAGACUAAUGAUGGAGUCGUUUAAAAUUGGAGAAUUGAUAGAAGAAGAAAGGACAAAAGAUAAUGAAAAAAAAGAGAGAGAUUGGUCCAGUGGAGGUGCUGACGAAGACAAUUCUAGUUCUUGGCGGUCCUGGUUGAUCCCGAUCGCCCUUGGGGUGCUCGCGACCCUCGUCUAUCGCUACUUUAUCAGCUCACAUUAAGGCGUUGCGACCUGGAUCUUUUUCUUCGCGUUAUUUACUUGUUACAUACAUGUAUAUCGAUAUCUAUCGCUAUAUGAUCGAUUGUUGUACAUUUUAUCCGAAAUGUAUGUCGCACACUUAUAUUAUAA